AUGCAAAUGAGCACUAAGUUCAUCAAGAAAAGAUUGGAGAUAGGUAAUGGUCAGCUGGUUAAAAGAAUGUUUCUAGUACUAAUAUGUUACUCUUCGUUCAUCAAUAAGUUUUUGGAUGAAGCAGGACAUGGAUCAACGGUGGCCUUAAAUACUUACGAAAAAACUUCCACACGAUUAUGUAAAUGGUAUAGUUGGAGCAAAACGGUUGAUGUCAGAAAGUUGGCACAAAACUUGUGUAAAAAUUUCCAACUCGCACUUAGCACUCUAAAAAAACAAAAAGUAACACAGACUUUAUGCGGGAUAUUUCUUACACUAAAUGAAAAAGUAAUAACCUGGUAUAUCGGACUGCUAACCUACUAA
Molecule: messenger RNA, 360 nt
Organism: Debaryomyces tyrocola
Lineage: Eukaryota; Fungi; Ascomycota; Pichiomycetes; Serinales; Debaryomycetaceae
Source: the annotation of a GenBank genome assembly